Molecule: messenger RNA, 540 nt
Organism: Pieris rapae (cabbage white)
Lineage: Eukaryota; Metazoa; Arthropoda; Insecta; Lepidoptera; Pieridae
Product: hepatic leukemia factor-like
Exons: 4
Coding region: 1-540 (179 amino acids)
Biological process (GO): regulation of transcription by RNA polymerase II
Cellular component (GO): nucleus
Molecular function (GO): RNA polymerase II cis-regulatory region sequence-specific DNA binding; DNA-binding transcription factor activity, RNA polymerase II-specific
Source: RefSeq, a predicted model, not a curated record
AUGGAGCAAUCAGGAAUAUAUGAUUUAGAUUCGAUGUGCAGUGGGCAACACAGUGGAGCCUUGGCUGCGUUGCGCCUUCUUCGGAGUUACAACCAAUUCGUUGUGCCACCUGAUGGUCAUCCCAUGGUACCACUGCUAGCAGCCUUACCAUCUCCGCCAUGUCUGCCAUCAUAUUGUCACUUGCCCAUAAGACCUUCCCUUGUGCCCAAUCCCCAAAUCCUCUGCGAGAGUGAGAGGCGUCGUGGUGAGAAAAGACCAAUACCAGCUGAACUUAAAGAUGAUAAAUACUUUGAGAGGCGAAGACGGAACAACCAAGCAGCCAAGAAGUCGAGGGAUGCGAGACGAAUCAGGGAAGAUCAGGUAUAUAUCAUGGCAUCUAACCCGGCAAGAUUACAAAUAGCGUGGAGAGCCUGUCUUUUAGAACAAGAAAAUGCUUCCCUCCGAGCACAUGUAGCUGCAUUAAGACAAGAAACUAUCGCUCUUAGGACCCUACUCGCAACUCGAGAUGAGGCACCCGUUCCUUCUUCUACCACAGAUUAA